This is a messenger RNA of Drosophila busckii, 371 nucleotides long. RefSeq lists its product as uncharacterized. Lineage: Eukaryota; Metazoa; Arthropoda; Insecta; Diptera; Drosophilidae. The coding region runs from base 98 to 226 and encodes 42 amino acids. The transcript is spliced from 2 exons. The record is from RefSeq and is a predicted model, not a curated record.
AACUUUGCCUUCUACACAACAUUUUUCAAAAUUCGUAAAUUUCCGUAAAAAUUUCGCAGUCAGCUGGACCCACACAAUAAGCUUUGGGCUUUUAACUAUGGUAAGCAUGUGGUGUGAGCGCCUCUCGGCGACAUUUGCGGGCAUGAUUGUGGGCCUUUGGUAUGCCAAGACGUUUCCGAAGGAGGAAGCCCCAAAGGCAGACGAUAAGAACAAGAAGAAGAAGUAAAAUGCCGCACAUACUUCAUACAGUGGGCAAGUCAAAUCAGCUGCUGCAGUUUGCUUGCAAAUUAUUAUAUAAACAUGCUUUGCAUUCAAUGUCACUCGGGCUACGAUAUACUUUGUCGGUUGGAUAAGCUGUGAACAGAAUUUUC